GCAUCACCAUACAUUCCAGAGCCUGGCGCAAAUGUGCAGUACUUUGGUAACAUUUUUGAGGCGACAUGGCACCUUUCAGAAAGACCAUUGUUACUUAUAAUCUCUCCCAUACUCGAGGAGGCCAGCAUUGUAGCCAAAAUCACUGUUAUUACAACAGUAUUUGAGGAAACACGUGCCAGACUUUUACCAGUACCCAGAAUUGACAUUUCAUUUGUCUCCCGGGCAGAAGAUGAAGACCCAUAUACUGUUGCACUUUUCACUCUUGAACUUGAAUCUGAAUGGCCCAUUUACGUUGACAGUAUGAUGAGAUAUUUUAUUGUCAAUGGUCUCCAGAAGGCCAUUCUUGGCGUCUGCAUUAUGUCUGCACCACUCAAAGUCACCCAGCUCAGAGCAUGCAAAUCUCAAGCAGAGCUAGACCUUCUGAGAUGUGCG
Suillus discolor is the source of this 432-nucleotide messenger RNA. RefSeq lists its product as uncharacterized. The annotation marks the transcript as partial. The record is from RefSeq and is a predicted model, not a curated record. NCBI's taxonomy places the organism in Eukaryota, Fungi, Basidiomycota, Agaricomycetes, Boletales, Suillaceae. The transcript has a single exon.